This is a messenger RNA of Fragaria vesca subsp. vesca, 1730 nucleotides long. Its product is annotated as galactose oxidase-like. The transcript has a single exon. Bases 1 to 1608 code for a protein of 535 amino acids. The record is from RefSeq and is a predicted model, not a curated record. NCBI's taxonomy places the organism in Eukaryota, Viridiplantae, Streptophyta, Magnoliopsida, Rosales, Rosaceae.
AUGGCCUCCCUUCUCGCAUUCCCCCUACUCACACUUGUUCUACUCCACUCUGUAGCCAUCUCCACACGAGCCGACCUCCCCGGCACGUGGGACCUCCUCGUCGCCAACGCCGGCAUCGCCUCCAUGCACACCGCCGUCACCCGCUUCAACACCGUCGUCCUCCUCGACCGCACCAACAUCGGCCCCUCCCGCAAAAUGCUCAGCCGAGGCCACUGCCGCAACGACCCCAACGACGCCGUCCUCAAACACGACUGCUACGCCCACUCCGUCCAGUUCGACCCCAACACCAACCAAAUCCGCCCCCUCAUGAUCCUCACCGACACCUGGUGCUCCUCCGGCCAGUUCCUCCCCGACGGCACUCUCCUCCAAACCGGCGGCGACCUCGACGGCGUCCGCAAAAUCCGCAAGUUCCACCCCUGCGACGCCGCCGGCUCCUGCGACUGGGUCGAGCUCGAUGACGUGGAGCUCACCGACGGGAGGUGGUACGCCACCAACCAGAUCCUCCCCGACGGGUCGGUCAUCAUCGUCGGCGGCAGAGGCGCCAACACGGUGGAGUAUUACCCGCCGCGAAACGGCGUCGUCGAGCUGAAGUUUCUUGCUGACGUGGAGGAUACCCAGAUGGACAACUUAUACCCUUACGUCCAUCUCCUCCCUAACGGCCAUCUCUUCAUCUUCGCCAACAACAAAGCCGUAUCGUACGAUCACGUCACCGAUAACGUCGCCAGAGAAUAUCCGCCGUUGGAUGGCGGGCCCCGUAACUACCCCUCGGCGGGUUCUUCGGCAAUGCUGGCGCUUGAGGGGGACUACUCCACGGCCGUGAUCGUCGUCUGCGGUGGGGCCCAGUACGGCGCGUUUAUACAGAAGAGCACCGAGACUCCGGCCCACGGCAGCUGCGGCCGGAUCGUGGCGACUUCGCCCGACCCGGUUUGGGAGAUGGAGGACAUGCCGUUCGGGCGGAUCAUGGGGGACAUGGUGAUGCUUCCGACGGGUGAGGUUUUGGUGAUCAACGGAGCUCAGGCUGGGACCCAGGGGUUCGAGCUAGCUUCGGACCCGUGUUUGUACCCGCUUCUUUACCGACCCGAUCAGCCGGUCGGGUUGCGGUUCAUGACGUUGAACCCGGGAACGGUGCCGAGAAUGUAUCACUCCACGGCGAACUUGUUACCGGACGGGCGGGUUUUAAUCGCGGGAAGUAAUCCUCAUUACUUCUACAAGUUUAAUGCUGAGUUUCCGACCGAGUUGAGACUCGAGGCUUUUUCCCCGGAGUACUUGGGUCCGGACCGGGCCAACCUCCGGCCCGUGAUCGAGGAAGUUCCGGAGACGGUACGUUACGGCGAGCGUUUUGAUGUGUUGGUGUCGGUGCCACUAUCGGUGGUGGGAAUUAUGGAGGUUAAUUUGGGGAGUGCACCCUUUGCCACGCAUUCGUUUUCGCAAGGUCAACGUCUGAUCAAGUUAGCCGUUACGCCCUCGGUCCCGGACGGCGACGCACGCUACAAAAUCAGUUGUGUUGGGCCGCCGAAUGGGAUGGUGGCUCCGCCGGGCUAUUACAUGGCAUUUGCGGUUAAUCAAGGCGUGCCGAGUGUGGCCCGGUGGGUGCAUUUGGUAUCAUGAGGAGUUUGUGGAUAUAUAAAAUCACUUGUCGAUUUUCUUUGAGAAUUUAGACAAUUGUGGAUAUGGAAUAUGGAAAUGGAAUUGAAAUGGUAGUGAUGGAUUCUGUGUGGUUGUUGCACUCA